This is a messenger RNA of Paramormyrops kingsleyae, 2228 nucleotides long. RefSeq names its product claudin 2 (gene cldn2). The record is from RefSeq and is a predicted model, not a curated record. NCBI's taxonomy places the organism in Eukaryota, Metazoa, Chordata, Actinopteri, Osteoglossiformes, Mormyridae. Gene Ontology annotation, cellular component: membrane; bicellular tight junction. Gene Ontology annotation, molecular function: structural molecule activity.
AGAUGUUUGCCAAAAUAAAUGGAAGACUAGAUUAUUAUAGUAAGAAAGAUGUAGGAUUAGCUGAACAGCAUGAGAGUGGAGAUUGAACUCGUUCUUCUACAUGUCACCUUCUUUCAGAGCAGAUGUCACAGCUUUGGUAGUUAAUGACGUCUGUAGCCGACCUCCUCAUUCUGUAGCACUGGUGGUCAGGUUAAAUCUUCCCCUGACCAGCAGAGGGCAGCAAAGAGUACACACGGUCAUCUCUUCUAGGACCUCGUUUAGGAAUGAGAGGACCAAAGGUCAACAGCGGGAGGCGUCCACGAGCCGGGAAAUGUUUAACUCGCAGCCCAUGGGGGCUGUUUGUAUCCUCCCUGUUGUGCACCUUGGGGGGAGGGCGUCCCAAUUUUUAGAGCAGAUGAGAUCGAACCCAUGGGACAGAGGAAUUCUGCGGGACGCUGGAUGGAAGCAAAGAGUCUAUCGUAAACGAGGACGAGAGGAGGUGCCAGAGACCUACGACGUGACCCAGGAGCAGCAUCAGCGGCGUGUGGGUUUGAGUCGGAGUUCCUGCCAAGCAGACCACGGGAGGAACAAGCGGGUCGGCCAUGCCAAUGAUGGGGCUGGAGCUCCUGGGCUUUGUCCUGGGCGUUCUGGGCAUGCUGGCCACCCUGGUGGUCACGCUACUGCCCCACUGGAAGACCUCGGCCUUCACCGUCAACAGCAUUGUGACGGUGGUGGAGCAGAAGAAGGGCCUGUGGAUGGAGUGCGUCUUCCAGAGCACCGGCUCCUUCCAGUGCGACCCCUACGACUCCAUCCUGGCGCUGCCCGCCGACCUGCAGACAGCCCGCGCCAUGAUGGUCACCUCCAACGUGCUGUCCAUCCUCGGCUGCCUCGCCGCCACCCUGGGUAUGCAGUGUACCGUCUGCUUGGACGGCUCCUCCGGCAAGGCCAAGGUGGCUGGAGCAGCCGGCUGCUGCUUCCUCCUGGCCGGCUUCCUGUGCCUCAUUCCCGUCUCCUGGGUCACCAACGAGGUGGUGCAGACCUUCUACCAGCCCAGUCUGCCUUCAAUGUACAAGGACGAGCUGGGCGAGUGCCUCUACGCGGGCCUGGCGGCCUCCGUCGUCUCCCUGCUGGCUGGCGUCGUGCUUUGCCUCUCCUGCUGUGACGCCUCCGGGAGCGGAGGGGCCACCAGGGCUGGUACCGGCUACCCGUACCACGCACGGGCCCCCAGGAGGGCCCCUCACAGCAUGACCUUCCACGCCCCAUCCCUGCUAAAGCAGCAAGCCCGCUCCCGAGACUCCAGCUCCAGCGGCCAGGCUAGCGGCGCAGGGGGCGCCCCAAAGGGGAACCCCUACAACACGGUGGCUGGCUAUAGUGUCACCGGGUACGUCUGAAGUCGUCACCGUGUCCCAUCACUGCGGCAUUUACCCCCUGAUGCUCCUGAGCUCAUGCCGAUACUCUUAAAUAUUCCAUAAGUGGCGUGAAGAGCAAACUAUAAGUGUGUGUUUUUUAUUAUUAGAUAUUCUUUAAUGUUUUACCAAUGUAUCACAACUAUGCAUUAUUUUUUACAAAACGGUUUCUCCUUCUUCACUUGACUUUGUUCCUGGUGAGGGGUUGGACCGCAAUAUAACAUGAAUGACAUAUCUGUGAAAUUACUGGCUAGACUGAGUUUUUCAGUUAGAAACGCAACGGUUCCCGAAAUGCCGGACUGUGUUCUUACUGCCAAAUGAGGCAAUAAAUUCAAAUUCGGUGCAAAAAAAUAAAAUAAAUCGAUGUCUGGCUACCUUGUGCCAUGGCUGUGCCUCUUCUCACGAAGAUAAGGCCUCCCGUGUAAACACCAGAGGGCCGUAAUCAUUCACAGACGUGUGUGUCUGCCACUGUUUGCCCUUCGUGUGCAGCUGCGGCAAAUCUACCCCAACUGGAUCCAAUAAACAUCAAGGCAGAUGAUGGAGGGAUGUGACAUAGACUGUAAAAAUGCUUUAUAGUAGAUUGACUCCCAAUCAGUACAAAUAUAGCUAAUACUGCUUAUUCAGGGCUAUGGUCACCAUGCAGGAUGUUUAAUUUCAGCACCUUGCAUUUUGCCCGGUAGUGCUUUGCUGCGUUUGUUCACAAACUUCUGAAAAGCUCGCCAGGAUUAUGUAACUGCUUGGGUCAGGGUUCCACGUUACACUUUGUGACUAACUUCUGCAGAUGUUCAGGAGAACAGUUGAUUCUCGGACUGUCAACAAAAUGGCUGUCUCUGUGUCCCAAAA